Diospyros lotus (date-plum) is the source of this 1347-nucleotide messenger RNA. Its product is annotated as protein ECERIFERUM 26-like. NCBI's taxonomy places the organism in Eukaryota, Viridiplantae, Streptophyta, Magnoliopsida, Ericales, Ebenaceae. The record is from RefSeq and is a predicted model, not a curated record. The coding region runs from base 1 to 1347 and encodes 448 amino acids. Gene Ontology annotation, molecular function: acyltransferase activity, transferring groups other than amino-acyl groups. The transcript is spliced from 2 exons.
AUGGCUCCGCCGGCGAUCAAAACCGUCUGCAAGCGCACUGUGGUGAGCACGAAGCCGGUGCAGCCCGGAAAAUUCUACGAGCCGCCGGCGCUCGGGCGCGUGAUGGAGGGGAGCCACUUCCGGAUGGUCUACUAUUACAGUGCUCCGAAGGACGGGGAAGUCGGGGAAAGGACGAAGAGGCUGAGAGAAUCUAUCUCGGAGAUGCUGUCGAGCUAUCCGGUUGUGACCGGGAGGUUGGUGAAGAACGAUGAGGGACGGUGGAGGGUGAAGUGUAACGACGCCGGAGUGAGGUUGGUGGAGGCGACGGCCGAGGGCGGGGUUGAGGAGUGGCUCCGGCGGAGGGGCCGCGCGGAGGAGAUGAAGCUCGUUCACUGGGAAGAUAUGUUUCACAAACCCUACUUCUGGUCCACCUUUUAUGUUCAGCUGACAGAAUUUGAAGAAGGUGGUCUAGCAAUUGGGCUGAGCUGCACCCAUCUCCUAGCUGAUCCAAUUUCUGCCACCAUAUUCAUCAAGGCAUGGGCCGACGUAACCCACGGCGGCAAAAUCCUCUCUCCGCCGCUCUUCCACCCACUGCAGCCACGAAUUGCGGCCAACACCACCACCCACAAGGCCCAUUCAGACUUAAUCAAUCACUACAAAUCAUAUGCACAGAAUAAGCCAGCAGCCCCCUCCAUAGCAGCAACAAGACAUGAAACCCUAACCCUGGGUUUUACGGACGAAAUGGUGCACUCCUGCAUGGCCAUGGCAGCCGGGGCCCGGGCUGGCGAGAACCCGACCCCUUUCGAGGCGCUGGCAGCGCUGUUCUGGGUAUGCAUCAGCAAGGCCAAAGGAGAAGCAAACGGCCUCAUACCCAUGUCCAUAUGCAUGGAUAUGAGAAAAACCCUACAUUUGGAAAAGGGCUUCUUUGGGAACUGCAUGGCGUACAGUAAGGUCAACGGGGCGGGUUUAGACGAAAAAGGGUUGGAAAAACCUGCCAUGGCUGUGAGAGAAGAGGUGAAGAAGAUGGGUAACAAAGAGGAGGCUAUGGAUCUGGUUGAGUGGCUGGAACUAGGGAUCGCUGACUAUGAUGAUCAUCAGAUGAAUGGCUGUGAUUUGAUCUGUGCUGACUUUGAAGAUGUGGAGCCAUAUUCAGCAGUGUUCGAAGAGGGUCUCAAUCAAGUUCAUGUUUCUUGUUACACUGAGCCUGUGACUGGGCUGGGGCAGGUUUUGAUCCUUCCAUCGCCACAGGGUAAGUUUAGCAGGGUAGCCAUGGUUACACUUGCAGAAGACGAAGCUGCCAAGCUGUGUGAAGAUGAGCUUCUGCUUCACUUUAACCCUACUGUUUCAAUGGGAGCUAGCAAAUACUGA